AGAACAUUUCUAUAAGAAACCUAAGAACCUACUGUUGAAUAGUACAAUAGGCGACGGGAACAACAAGCACAGCUAGUUCUGUAAGAAUGGAAGCUCGGGAAACGUGGGUUGGAAAACUUGAUUUCAUUCUUGCCUUGAUAGGUUUUUCAGUUGGUCUUGGUAAUAUAUGGCGUUUCCCAUAUUUGUGCUACAAGAACGGUGGCGGUAAGUAAGCACUCUGUGUUCCAUGUUUUCAGCAUGACUGUGUGAUAACUGCCUGUAAACAAGUGGUGAUUUCAAAGCGAUUUGGCGCAGUAGUUUACUCUACAGUUUGCUCUAAUGACAGCCAAGUUGCAUAUAUGUUACUGUUCAUGGUUCCAUUCGUGGAUUCAUUGAACACGAUGAACGCCGGCAACAAAUUGCAUUUAAAAAUCGACGAUUUUUGCCAUUUUAAUUGCAUCUUGAAAGUUUUAAGUGACCUAAAAAUGUACGCUUCGGCACUGUGUUUCUUUAUUUGAGUACUAAUCAUACAGCAAGGUAAAUAAGUACGAGUAAGUUUUGAAAAUGUUUUUUGUCAAGUGGGGUAGGGUAGGGCUCUUCCCACAGUGUUUCGACAACUGUCCCGUAAACGAGCGUCGUCGUGACACAAUUGCUCCAGAUCAGAAUGUCGGACCGGCAAAAUAAGAAUCGAUAAGACAAAAGAAGUGCCCAAGCUGAAGGAAGCAUUUGGAAUGUCUUUCGAAUAGACUUGAAUACUUAGAUUGUGCAGCUGUUCAUGUGGUUAAGGGGGUUAAGUGUUCCAGAGUAGGUUUUGUUAUCCAGUUUUGCAACCACGUGAGAAGGCGGCCAUAUUGGUUAACAGGACCAAUGUUUUCCGCGCAGAAUUUGAAUGAAAAAGGUUCAGUACUUUGAUUCCUAGCGGACUGGACUUCAGUAUCUUUUUUAAAAAGUUCUGGUCAACCAGUAUGGCUGCCUUGACGUCAGGUGCAAAUGGCGGCAUUAGUGAAAAUACAUUGAACAGACAACAGCGACAAUGGUAUCUUUUCUUUAUAAUGACCCCAUAGCAAGUUGCCCAUUUUGUAUUGACGAUAAGAUUUGAUAUUUUUUAAACCUUUAUAGCAAAACUAUUAUGCUCACAAUUCGAGUUUUUAGCGUUGAAGUGCCUCAGGUAUCACAGAACGUAAAUUAAUUGUCGAGUGUAAUAAAAGGUAAUUAACCUCCGCAACAGGACCCGGCCGUAGAAAAUAAGGUCAAUGAUGUUCUUGCCAUGUCAUUGUUGAUUGUUAUUACUCAGAUAUCAAAAAAAGAAAAGGUUGACAAAUUUGUCAAUAAAAUACUAAGCCAGGUGAGAAAGAAAGCAAAUGAUGAAUUCUAGCAUUUUUGAUAGUCUUGGCUAGAAGCGCCACUUGAUGACAAGUGAAGCAGCAGCAGCGCGAUAGGUGACGGCCAGGUCAAGGGGAUUUUAUUACUUUAUUUCGCCUCUGGGCGAAAUCCCUGCGGGGGCAAUAAUAGUAAUGAUAAUAAUAAUUGUAAACUUCUGACUGCAGGAUGCUUUCUGAUUCCAUAUGUGAUCUGUUUGGUGGUUGCUGGGGCCCCUAUUUUAAUAUUGGAAGUUUCCUUGGGUCAGUUCACAAGUCAAGGUGGCAUUACAGCCUGGAAAAUCUGUCCAUUGUUCAAAGGUACGUUUUUUCUUCGACAUCCGAUGGAUUACUAGGUUCCUACUCGGGCCUUUGUGCUUGAUUAAUUAAUAAGGUUACUUUGUAGCUCUCAGGAACAGUGAGAGAAAGAGCUUUAACCAAUAGAUUUAUUUCUUUCCCGUGCCUCUUCACAGCAACGUUAACAUCAAUGGUUUCAUCUGCUGCAAUACAAUACUAUAGCUAUUAUGUAUUAGUAUAAAAAAGCUAUAUUUUCGCUGCCAAAACGUCCUGCAUUGUUUGUAAUUAUAUUUUAGCCAAAACUGACACAGAACUGGCCACAGUUGUUCAAAAAGGUGGAUACGCGGCGCGAUCCAUCGGAUAAUUCUAUGCCUGUUGAGGCCUCAAAUGUAAUAAAUGUCCCUAAAUGUAAUAAAGGUCCUAAGUGUGAGAACUUUUGGCCCAAAAUGUCAUAAAGGUCCCAAAUGUAUAAAGGCUUGGUUAGCAUGGUAACUAGGCUUGUGUGUGCAAAAUACACUUCAAAUGGAGAUUUGUACUUCGGUUCUUCUUUCUGGUUCCUCGUUUAAAAUCCUCUGGUUUUCGGCCAGUCCUUUCGCCUAAUAAGAACCUUUCUUCCCGCCAGUUUUAAAGAAUCAUACUCCAUCUUGCACCUUACAGACCUUACAGCAGGAACAUGAGCGCAAUGACUUCUAUUUUCCUGGAGACUGCAUGGUAUGGGCCGCUGUAUACCAAUUUUACUCGCAAUUUACGAAAACGUUCUUGCAGAGCUCCUUUAAAUUCAGAACCUUUGUCACUUUGCACUACAAGAUCAGAGGGGGUCCAUUUUCUAUGUUUUGCUAUUUUUACUUUACACACUUCAAACACAAAUGAACCUACUGAAAACAUUCAUAACGGACAAUAGAUAUUGAUAACCGAACAAUCCUUGAUCUGAAAUUUAAUCCUUCCCCACUUUCCAAGGUCCAACAGAUCUACUUGGUGUCCGACUUGAACAAAGUUGAGUGUUUCACGCUAUUUCUUGAGUGUUUGGUUUUCCUUCUUUUCCUAAUAUCAGGCUGAGAUUUAACAAGGCCAGGCACUGUUGGGUUUGUUUAGAAGUCCGAUCUGGUUUCAGAGAAAUUUUACAAAGACUAUCAUGAUCAUUUAAGAAUUUGUUGUUUGCUGCUUUUCUUUUAAUCCACCAUAUUCACUUUGCCCAAUUAAGUAAUACUACAUAUUGUUUAUGCCUAAGCCUUGUUCUCAGUUUCCCUUGGGAAACCUGUAAUACCCUAGCCUCCCAGUUCCCACGCAGGCGUUUUUAGGGCAGCUCGUAUUUCUUCCCUCCCACACGAGCUCCCAUAAAAACGCCUGCGUGGGAGGCUAGUAAUACUCAUGAAAAACUGUAAACACUGGUCAUGCAAAAUAUUGGAAAACACGGUGCAUUAUGGGCAAUGUGAAAUUCUUAAAUGUCUAUUACGACUUCAGUAUGGCAUAGAAAGUAAAUCACCUGGCUAUGAGAUUAAAGUCACUGCGACUUUAUCAAGUUUACGGCCAACAGUUAUUCUACUACUCUUAGGAUUUUUAUUACAUUUAGGGCUAAGACGUAUUACACUUAGGACCUUUAUUACGUUUAGGGCCAAAAUCUAUUACAUUUAGGACCUUUAGUACAUUUAGGGCCAAAAUUUUUUACAUUUAGGACCUUUAUUACAUUUAGCGUUACUUAUUACAUAUGAGGCCUCAACCUUUACAUGGCUACCUGCGGACGUCGCUUUCGUCGCACGUUUUUCAUCAAAUCUCAACGAAAUUGUUUGCAUGUAGACAAGUCAGUGUUUUACGUGGUAGCGCUCGCUGCUAAUGAGCUUCAGCAAACACGAUGACGAGGACAGAAAGAAGACCAUAAAAACGCAAUAGGUGUUAUAAGAGCAAAACAAAACCUCUGAACGUGCACAUACUUUUUGAUAGAUUUCUUUGCUGUCAUCGUACGAAUUGCCCUUUUAGCCUUUAUCACGCGCAUGCCACUAUUAUAUCCAAUAAUUGUGUACCAUUUUAUUUGGCAGGAAUUGGAUAUGCAAGUGUUGUAAUAGUCCAAUUUCUCAACAUUUACUACAUUGUUAUCCUUGGCUGGGCUUUGUUCUACAUGUUUGCUUCGUUUACUUCCAAGCUUCCCUGGUCUCAUUGCGACAAUCCAUGGAACACACCACAAUGCGUUGAUUUAACUGGAAAAGGAAACUGGAAUAAUUCUGGAGUAGAAAUAAAUGACACAGUGUCAUCCAGUCAAGAAUAUUUGGAGUAUGAUGAAAUAUUCAGUGUAUUCGAACAUUCCAAUAAGUUUGGCUUUCGUAGCAAAACUGAGUAAAAUAUGAUAUUUUAUAUUUAUCAUUUCCUUAACAAGCCAUUUCUGCAACAUUUGGUAACCUCAAACAUUCAACGAAAUUUCUCUUUAUAUUUAUGAUGGAACACUGCACCAUUUUGUCCCACUAAAUGAAGAAAAUGCGUCAAACUUGUUCAUUGGCUUUAGCUUGUACUAAAAUUGCUUAAUAUUCAGUUUAUUUUUAAUUGCCAGAAACCCACAUGUAUAGAAUUGCAAAAUUUCAGACUUGAAGCAUAUGAUCAAAGUUUUCCAAAUUUUUCUUCAGGAUUUCUUGGAAAAUUUGCCGCUGGCUUACUAACGUGUAAAUGAUUUCUUCCAGGCGACGAGUUUUACGCAUCUCAGAUGGGUUAGCAGAGGCGGGCACCGUUAACUGGGAUCUUGCAUUAUGUCUGCUGUUAGGCUGGAUCAUCUGUUAUCUGUGUGUUUGGAAAGGUGUCAAAUCAACAGGAAGAGUAAGUGUCUCAGUUAGCUGGUAACCGGCUGAUCCAUGCCAUGCCAUGCCCAUGUCCGUGUCUUCUGUCUAAACUGGAUUCUAGUAGUAACAGAACAUUUGUUAUCAGUACUUAUUUUCAACAGUUUAUAGUCAGCAGGGCGAAAGGCAUUUAGUUUAAACUGACAAAUAAUUAAUAAGGUCAAUACUGAACGCUGGCUGAGAUAGGAAGAAAGGCUAUAUAGAGAGUAAACAAAAAAUACAUAGGAUUGUUGUGACGUUAAACGCUGAUCUCCAGUGAAAAAAGAGAUGUUCAUGACUUGUCCUUUGUUUUUUUUUUCUCUCCGGCAGGUGGUUUAUUUUACAGCUACAUUUCCUUAUGUACUGCUGACAAUUAUAUUUUUUCGUGCAGUCACCCUUCCAGGAGCGGGCGAGGGUGUCAAGUUUUAUCUCAACCCAAAUUUCACUCGUUUAGCUGAUAGCCAGGUGAUUGAGUGUCUUGUUGUCUCUUUUUAAGAUCGUUAACAACAUUAAAAGGUAUUUUUAUUUAUUCAGAAUUUCCCAUCACAUAAAUUGACCAAUCGUUGUGCAGAUGCUGAGCCGGUCGCGUUCGACUGACGUUAUUUUGGAAGAAUAGUAAUUGGUUUGUACAAUUGUCUUAGUUAUAUUAUAAAUUAAUUAUUAUUAAUGGGUUAAUGGCAGGUUUGGUUGGAUGCUGGGACACAGGUGUUCUUUUCGUACUCUAUUGGCCUUGGUACUCUCGUCGCACUUGGCAGCUACAACAAGUUUAAAACAAACUGUUACAGGUGAAUUUCCAACUCAUUUCUUACAACUGCAUCUUGUAUGUUUUCGCCAGCAGUCUUAAGUAAAAGACAAACGAAAGAAAAAAGAAAGAAUUAUACCACCAGCACUUUACGCUGGCCUAGUUAAUUGAUCAGUUUACAAAGUACUCUGCAGUUGUCGAUUCAGUUCUAAAUACUUCAUUGUAGAGACUGCAUCAUAUUUGCCUGUGUGAAUAGUGGUACUAGUCUUUAUGGAGGAUUUGUGAUAUUCUCGGUGCUUGGCUUUAUGGCGCAGAAGCAGCAAGUACCAGUAUCUGAGGUGGUUAAAUCAGGUAAGCUAAACCUCAUGUUCCUCAUUUUAACAUUACAUACUACAUGGCCACCAAUGGGUUCAUAUUUCUAUGGCAAAGUCAGUAUUAACAAACAUUUUUCGGUUUUUUGUGUGUCUGUAACCCUAGAGUUUUUUGCUUACUGAACGCCAGUUCACGUCUUUGUUAUAAAGUAAACACCUGCAGUGCUGCCAGGACUGUUCACCGUCGAGUCUCGGCAGUCAGUACUGACUCAGAAGUGAUGAAAAUAAGAAAAUUUAUUAAUCGAAGUUAAGACUAAAAAAGUCGAUUUCCUUCGGUUACUUUAGAAAACAAGAAAUGUUGGAGGGCUGGACGACGUUUCUUGUCAUGUUGUUUUAUCUCCUCAGGCCCUGGUUUAGCGUUUAUCGCAUACCCCGCAGCAGUAGCUGAAAUGCCAGUUGCUCCUUUGUGGUCCAUAUUGUUCUUCUUCAUGGUUAUCUUAUUGGGAUUGGACAGUGAGGUAUGACAUGUAUAAUUCACCCCUUUACUACACCGGCCCCAUUGCCGUAGCCUGAGUACACUUCCUAUUACUAAUAUGGGGAAGAAAAGCUACGAUCUCAGUCAUACACGUAAAUCUAACCUGGCCUGAAAUUCUUCAUAAGUUUAUUACCUUUUUUGUUCUACUUCACAGUUCGUUGGAGUGGAAGGCUUUGUGACAGCCAUUGUUGAUCUGUUUCCUAAUCACUUAAGGCGUGGCCAUCGCAAGGAAAUCUUCAUUGCUCUUUGCUCUGCUUUCUGGUUCUUGAUCGGUUUAUCCAUGGUUACUGAGGUAAUCACUCAGCUGAUAUUGAGCAUUAGGUGUUGAAUAGACUAGUAACUAAACUGAGUUCGGCAUCCAAUCGGCAUUCACUCGGCAAUUCAAUCAUUCACUUGGUUUCAGGGUGGAAUGUACGUAUUCCAGUUGUUUGAUUUUUACUCCGCGAGCGGCAGUGCUCUUCUGUGGGUGGCGCUCUUUGAAAGUGUAGCUGUUGGCUGGGUCUAUGGUAAGUAUAGUCUUUUUUUUUGCAAUAAUCAUUACAACAUUACAUAUAAGUUAUCUCGAACAACUCUGAUUUGCGUGUAUGGAUAAUUGCAGGCGGAGACCGAUUCUAUGACAAUAUGGCCUCCAUGAUUGGAUUCCGUAUCAAUCCGUGGAUCAAGUGGUGCUGGAAAUAUCUCACCCCAACUUUUUGCUUGGUCGGUAACAUAAGAUGUUAUCUUACGUAUUUUAUUUUAACUCCAAAACUGAGUAGUUUGAAGAAGCCCAAUUUUAUCAUUCCAUUACGGUGAAAGAGAAUGUGUGGUUAUUUCUACUAUCAUUUUAAACAAAUUGUAUACAACUUUAUAAGGUUAAAGGACAUGGCAAUAUAAGAGCACUUAUGCAAAGAAAAAGAAACUACGUAGUUCUUGAUCUGAAGUAAAAUUGCCGUUCCACUUUCCCUAUUCAGUAAAAUUGCUAACUGCUUCAAUUUCUUUCGCGGGUUCUAAUUUACAGGGGAUAUUUAUAUUCAGCCUGGCGUCUUACAAACCACUGGAGUACAAUGACUAUUCAUACCCAGUUUGGGGACAGGUGAUUGGUUGGUGGAUGGCUUUGUCCUCUAUUCUGUGUAUACCUGGGUACAUGGCUGUGAAGUUUGUAACAACAAAAGGAACAUUUCAAGAGGUACUCUUUUUUUGUUUUAUUGGUGGACGUCAUCUGUCUAGUAUAUUACCGUUUCUGCAAGAAUUUUCCGAUUUGCCACCAUGUAGUGCACUUGGUAGCAGUUCUUGAAGUAUGGCUGACUAUGUGGUGGGUACUGUACAAUAGACAGGGGAUGGACAGUUCGAUCUCAUGCAUGUGCCAAGCGAACUCUUUGCUUAGUAAUACCAAUAAUAGCAUUCAGCGGUACAAGCUUGUUUUGCAAUUAAAUAACUAGAACAAGAAGAGUGCCGGGUGAGGUUUUUAAUGAUUUUUUUUACAGCCUUGAGAAGAUUAUCGCGGAACAAAGAGUCUGAUGUGUAGAACCUUGUCGCGGGCACUUUCUCAGUUUGACCAGUGACUUCACUAUCCCUAGUGGUUAAAGGUUACCAUUUGAAUUCUGUUAUUCGUCUGAAACCCUCCUUGUCGUUCUGAAUAGUUACUGGGACUAAACUAGUGGGCGAAACGAAGCGAAGCAGGUCGUGUCUGAAAUAUCGCUUUUUUUUUGUCCAUAGCGUUGGAAAAUUCUGACCACACCGACCCAUAUAGAGAAUGACAAAGAGACUGAAGCUGGCGAUGAAAAUAAUAAACUUGAACUUGAGAAGAAAGAACAGGACUCGAUGUUGUAACUAGUUGUGUUCUACAAUAUUAAAGGGUUUUCAUCUACUAAAAGAAAUUGAGGGACUGCAUCAGUGGAGAUGUGAAACACAAAGGAUUGGUUUUAUCAGCUGAGCUGGGAAAGGAAAUUGGCCAGCGUAAGGAGAGUUAAAGGAACCAGCCUUUCGUUAAAGCGAAUCAAGGGAGGUGCAUAUAUCGAAAGGUCGCAAGAAAUCAAGGAUAAAAAUCUUAUCUUUGAAUUUUUUAUUCUAUUCCGCACGGAAUCACUAAACACUUUUCAUUCAAUUUAUUUUUUUCUUGUUUUUCAUGUUAUCACCAAUGACAUGGCUCCGCCAUAUUUGAUAUCAGUUGAUUCUCUGACAAACGGCUAGCGUUCAAGAGGUCGGCUUUUAAAUCUCUUACUUUUAUCAAGUGGCCAGUUACUUAAUCAACUCAGUUAAUAAAGCCAAAUUUUUAUCUUUGACAAUAAUUGAGUGAUAAUCAGCUUUAUAUCAUUCAAAGCAACUUCAUGUGACUUAAUAUAUAUCCGAUAGUGUGUGAUAAGAAUUAUGUGGAGUAAGUGUUAUUGAUGUAAAAGUACCACAAGUCUGUAAGUUUUUAGAUAUCCUUUGCCGGCAUUAAACCGC
Messenger RNA from Porites lobata, 8444 nucleotides. The record is from the annotation of a GenBank genome assembly. Lineage: Eukaryota; Metazoa; Cnidaria; Anthozoa; Scleractinia; Poritidae.